CCAAUUUCUGUCUUGUUUAUCAGUGUUACUAUGUGUGAGAUUGCCACUGACAUUCACAGCUGGUCUGCUUCAAUUCUGUGACGAGAAACAGUGUGUGUGUGUGUGUGUGUGUGUCUCUCAGCGGCAUAUGGUUCCAUCCGUCCUAUGAAUCUCACCUGAGCACUCAGAAUCAGCACAAAGCUUGUCAACACAUCACACGGGCACUGUCAGGAGAAAUGAGAGAUGCAAGGAUGAACAGUCGAUAUUUUAGUUGCCUACAGAGAGAAUUUUUGAGCUUUAUCACUUGGAUUACGAUUUGGCAAAUCACUCGAGAGUUAAGGUAGCGUUGAAGAAGAAAAGGUGAAGCUUUGAAGGCAGCGCCCCCUGUUGUAUAAACUGCUUCAAUACAUGUGGAAGGAAAGAAAGAAAGAAAGAAAGAAAGAAAGAAAGAAAGAAAGAAGUGACUUUACAUUGACGUCUACCAUGUCCGUAUGAGUAGACCUGGCCUAUUCCGUAGGCUAAGCUACUGAAAUAGGCCUACAUAAUUCUUAUUACACAUUGUAGGCUAAUUUCUCAAUUCAAUAAAUGAUUAUUUUCAUAAAUGAUUCCAAAAUGAAAACCUUACCAAAACAUGACUGGAAAUAUUCGGACGUGUUCAGAAUCAGAUUAUUAUUUUCGGUCUGAAGUUAACACAUUGAACAUUUCAUUGGUCAUAUGGUAGGCUACCAUAAGGUCGCGAAUUGCUAAUGAUGUCUAUGAAUACAAAAAUACUAUUUUUCCAAAAAAAAAAAAAAAAGCUUACUAAAAGUAAGGAUUGUAAUACCUAUAUUGUUUGCAAUUUAAUUGAUCACAUAGCCUAUAGGCCUUAACCUUGCUAACCUGGAGUCGGUAAACAUCUACAAGACUUGUCAUAACAGGCUAAUUUGUAAAGUCAAGCAUCCAAAUGAUGCGGUAACAUGUCAUAAAAUGUUGCUGUUACAAUAAUGUGGAGAUUUCCAAUGACAUAAUUACUAUUUAUGUUCUUCUGAUAGAAUGAAAAGACAUAGAAACAAAAUUACUUCCCCUAUUUUCAUUCAAACUAAGAAAUAAUCCAGCAGUCGGGGUGUUUUUCUCCUUUUAAUCAAACUGACAUUGAUGAACAAAUGUAGUCCACUAAUAUUAUUGUUUAAGUACACUUUCAAAAGGACCUUCAAUACACAGUACUCGAGGAGAAGAAUUAAUGUUUUCACACCUUUUGACGCACAAAAGACUGCUGGUUUCGAUACACGACGACCCAGGGACAUGUAUCCCUUUAUGGAUCACAAGGACACUUCAAAGACCCAAAAGACCUCACAGACCAUCAAAAGACUUCAAGUUUCUAUAAGUGAACUUAGAUGGCCUGGCAGCACUCAUGACAUUCACUUUCCAGAGGACGGUGUAGGAGAAGGAUCUCAGAGACAGUAGGCUCUUCUGCGUGGUGGAUUAUAACCAAGAUUUGACAUGAGGCGGUUUAUCUGCGGGGUCCUGAGCGCAGUUCUCGCGCUGUGGGUCAGUCUGGUGAACUCCACGGCGUCGUUUCCUGGAUUCCACGAGGCGCUCAGGAAUAGGAUGCGAGCACCUGGCAAGAGCAACGGAGGUCAGGCGGGUCAUAGCCGACACACCAACAGAUAUCCGCUCUACAUGAUGCACCUCUACCGGACCUUUCUGACCGGAGACGACAAACAUAUCAGCCAUGAAAAUCCAACUCUUUACGAGUCCGAUUCGGUCUUGAGUCUCGUCGCCAAAAGUUGCCAUCAGGUUGGUGAUAAAUUAGCCGUGACAUUUGACAUGUCCUCCAUAUCGGCAAGCGACGACGUCCAGCGAUCUGAACUUCGCAUUCGCCUUCCAGAAUUCACCUCUGAGAUAGCAGUGGAUAUCUAUCACGCAUCCAAACAAGAGUGUGACCGAAGCCCCUGUGACGAAGUACGGCUUCACCUGGGGAGUGUGAAAGCCAACCCAAGUGACCCAGGCUCCCAUUCCUCCUGGAGGAUCUUUAACAUCACAGCGCUGCUCAAGUACUGGUUGCACCAGGGUGAGAGCGUUUCCUCAGAGGAACCCAUCCAGAUGUCUUCAAGUGCUGAGAAAGAGGGGCACGAGAGCGUCCCGCAUCCUACAGCUAACAGGGUCAUGAUGGUGGUUUACUCCAAGCAGAACCAAGCAAAGACGUCCACCCUCAUCCAGACUGCCGAGCACUCGAAGUAUGUCGCUCUGGACCGGGCCGGUGGUGGAGGUGAACCUGUGCCUCGGCGUCACAGGAGGAACCACAGAACUGACGACAGAGUGCGAGAUGCAGCAGCUAGCAUGAUUCCAGGUGUUUCACAAGAAGGCGGCGAGAAGAAAUCUCUCUGCAGGAAGGUAGAUAUGUGGGUGGACUUCGAUCAGAUAGGCUGGAGCGAUUGGAUUGUUUAUCCGAAGCGCUACAAUGCCUAUCGAUGUGAAGGUAGCUGCCCUACACCUGUAGAUGAGACCUUUACUCCAACCAACCAUGCCUACAUGCAAAGUCUUUUGAAGCUGCACCACCCAGACCGCGUCCCAUGCUUGUCCUGCGUACCCACCCGUCUGGCUCCUCUCUCCAUGCUCUACUAUGAGAACGGCAAGAUGGUCAUGAGACACCAUGAAGGGAUGGUUGUAGGAGAAUGUGGCUGCCACUGAGACUCCAAACCCCAAAUGAACUCAACACUAGCACUUUGGAUAUGGUCCUCAAACCCAGAAAAAUAUAUUUAAGCACGAAUGAAUAUAAAUUGUUUUCAAUUGUACAGUAUUUUCUCUUGGAAUAAUUGAAGUAUCCUGCACUGAGGCACCUGGAUUACUUGAUGCUAUUUUUGAAAGCUUUGCAUGUUGACCUAAUUUGUAAAUAGUAGAGUAUGUAAAUUACCAAAUGUAAUAAAAUGUUUUCAUAAUGGUUAUCAAUGUAUUUUGUGUCUUUUGAGUUUGAAAAUCAUCAGCAGAAAAUGAAUAAGCCAAACACUUGUUAAUUCUCUGAUGUUUAUUGAUUUUUUUUUUUAUGCUUAAAUGUCUCUUCAGGAAUAUCAGGGCAUUUUAGAGAACUUUACAGCAAAAAAGAAAAAAAAAAAAGAAGGCAUUUUACAUUCUGUUGAAUGACACUUUAGGUGAAAAUACUCCUCGGGAUAAACAAAAUUUGGAUUUUACCAUUACAAAAAGUAUCAAUGCCAGAUGGAAAGUGGUCAAACUCAGGUAUCACGAUAUGAUAAAUUUAUAGGAAUUGGCAUCUUGAUUGACUCUUUGAAAACCACCAAGAAGAGAACUGUUGCUCCCCCUACUGACCAUU
Molecule: messenger RNA, 3286 nt
Organism: Ctenopharyngodon idella (grass carp)
Lineage: Eukaryota; Metazoa; Chordata; Actinopteri; Cypriniformes; Xenocyprididae
Gene: ndr1
Product: nodal-related 1
Exons: 3
Coding region: 1459-2649 (396 amino acids)
Biological process (GO): BMP signaling pathway; SMAD protein signal transduction
Cellular component (GO): extracellular region
Molecular function (GO): cytokine activity; growth factor activity; type I activin receptor binding
Source: RefSeq, a predicted model, not a curated record